ACAUAUCCCCGUACUUUUGCUACCUCUCAUUAUGCAGGAGGACUUUGAAUCUCCCUCGUUUGCUUUAAAAAGAGCUAAUUAUCCAGAAUUUCCACAGUUACUAGUGACCAAUCCGCAGAAUAAGAUAUUGUGAGGAACAAAUGACUCUGGAGGAGGAUUUCCUUAAAGCCGCAGAUGGCGUAAGAAAUCUAUCGAAACAACUCCUGGAAUUGGACGCCCUUGAGCUUUACGCCCUCUUCAAGCAAGCCACCUUCGGAGACAUAAAUACUGAGCGUUCCAGUGCGGUAAAUCAUCCAGCCAAGGCGAAGUGGGACCACUGGAACAAGAAGAAGGGAAUGUCCAAAGAUGACGCGAAAAAGGCCUACAUCGCCUGCGCCAAUAUUGCUAUUCCAAAAUACAAAUGAUUUAAUUCUCAUGAGGAUGUAUUUAUCUUUCUGUUCUUAAUUAUGCAAAUAAAUUAAUGGAUACAGUAA
Molecule: messenger RNA, 473 nt
Organism: Diachasmimorpha longicaudata
Lineage: Eukaryota; Metazoa; Arthropoda; Insecta; Hymenoptera; Braconidae
Product: acyl-CoA-binding protein-like
Exons: 3
Coding region: 141-404 (87 amino acids)
Biological process (GO): fatty acid metabolic process
Molecular function (GO): fatty-acyl-CoA binding
Source: RefSeq, a predicted model, not a curated record